CCGUAAGAAUUUCGUAUGAAUCAGUAGAAAUUCUAAAGUCGUCUAUUGGGAUUUUGAAUUCAUCUACUCGAAUUCCCGCGAGGCCUGAAAUGCGAAAGAAGGCAUUUCGGGGUUCCGCAAACCACCUAUUGGGACUUUGGAAGUGUUUAGCAUAUUGUUUUCGUGAAAUAUGAAGCGGGCAUAAACCAUGGCUAAAACCAACCUACUGCGAUUACUAUAAAGAAAAGCUUCUCACCUACUGAGAUUACAUCAACCAUCAAAGGGGACCAACAACCAAAUCCUCUGCUUCACUUCAGUUUUAGUCACAUCAUAUCCCAAGGCAAAUUAUGCAUAACAUAGCCUGAACAGAUGGAUAAAGCGUCUUCACCAGCAACCAGUUCUCAAAUACACACAAAUUUCUAAACCACCAAACCGAAAACCCACAAACAAGCAAGCUCUAAAAUGCCGAGCAAAUAUAUUACUCACAACCCAGAUUAUAUUGCGGUGAGCACACAUGCAUGUGUGAUGUGCCCAGGACAAGGAACUCAUCAAGACAACUGUGCUUCGCACGGCCGAUCGAGCCAAGGUGAGCCGGCAUGGCGCACGCCAAGGGGAGGAAGAAGCUGCACUGCACGGCGUGCUGCGUGGCGCUCGGCGUGCUCGUCGUCCUGGGCGCCCUGGCGCUGGCUUUCUACCUCCGGUACCGUCCCCGGCCGCCGCGCGUGGUGGCGACGCCCGUGGACCUGAGCAUCGACGAGUUCAGCCUCCUCCCUCAUCCGACCCUCAAGAUCUCAGUGGGCGUGCACGUGGUGGUGAGCAACCCGAGCUACGCGCCGUACCGGUACGGCGCGACGCUGAGCCCGGUGACGUACCACGGGGAGCCCGUGGGGGAGACGCUGGUCCCGGCCGGGGAGAUCGGCGGGCGGUCCACGGCGCGAAUCGAGCCGGCCACGGUGGUGGACGGGGUGAAGGUCGCCGAGAGCCCGCACUUCGCGUCGGACGCGGUCGCGGGCGUGCUGCCGUUCGUGGCCGUGGCGAGGGUGGUGGGCCGCGCGCUGGUGCUGCGGGCGUUCGAGGUGCCGGUCACGGUGGAGGUGGUGUGCUACGUCCGAAUGUACGUGUUCCACGGGGAGAGCAGCUCGCGCUGCGUCUCCACCGUCCGCACCGGAUCGGGGUCGGGGUCGGGGUCCGGCUCGUCGAGGUAGGGGACGGGGUUCCCUGCAGGGGCUGCGCUUGCGCAUGAUUAGACGUACGACGGUGACGGUGCGCCGUCUGAUCAGAGGAUUUGUUCAUGGGUGGCUACGAUUUUACGGGUUUGUGGUGUGGUUUCAGUUUUUUCUGUACACGGUAUCUGAGAAAUUAUGAAUUGAUUACGUUUUUCUGUACACAUUUUACGGGUUUACGGUAUCUGAGAUUUUUUUUUGUACACAUUUUCCUCUCAUGAGCCUAUUCUUGUAUCCGUUUGAACCAAGAUAUUAUUGAGAACUGGUGCAGCAAAAUGAGAGCAAUAUUAUGCUUUUAAA
Molecule: messenger RNA, 1502 nt
Organism: Phragmites australis (common reed)
Lineage: Eukaryota; Viridiplantae; Streptophyta; Magnoliopsida; Poales; Poaceae
Exons: 1
Coding region: 576-1184 (202 amino acids)
Cellular component (GO): plasma membrane
Source: RefSeq, a predicted model, not a curated record